AUGUUUCCUGCAUCGAGCGGCACAAUCCAUAUAACUGAAUUAUACCGUCCGGACACACCAAGGGUUGUGAAACCAUGGCAUGAAGAAGUCUUCAAGGAAUUGCGUUCUUAUAUAAUUCUCGAAUAUGUGAAAGUGAUCUACCCGGCGUUCCAGCCAGCAAUAACGCGCGAUCCGAAAAAAAUUGAAUCGCUGUUUAAGACUGUACGAGAAGAGGAACUAAUAAUGUUUGAGGAUGCCAGUGAUGAGGUAUGGGCAUUUUAUGUUUUGAAUUGUUGCUCUUCUCUCACCACAGUUCUUAAAAGCAACAGAAAUUAG
Gongylonema pulchrum is the source of this 315-nucleotide messenger RNA. The record is from the annotation of a GenBank genome assembly. Lineage: Eukaryota; Metazoa; Nematoda; Chromadorea; Rhabditida; Gongylonematidae.